AUGGGUAACGUCAAUACGAUUCCUGUGGUGUCACAAGCAAAGUCAGUGGUCCAGCUAGUAACCGGCGAUGUGGAUGGAGCUGCUGCAACUCAAGAAAAGUUUCUUCAUGAAUGUGUUGGAGUUUCGCAGGUUACAUCACUGGUUUAUUUGGCAGCCGGAGAACCAGAAAAAGCUGGAGACACUCAAAUCAGAUGUGUGAAAAAUGUAUCGAAUUUCGCUGAUGGAGUCCCUGGAGUUGGUCAUGUCAAAGGAGCCAUUCAUCAUAUAGCUGGAGAUCAUGAAGGUGGUAAUAAAGCAAUUCUGGCAGCGACUAGAACCACAGGAGUUAUGGCUGGAGGAGCCGCAGGAUUCCUUGUUGGAGGACCUGUUGGCGCAGUUGUAGGUGGAAUGGCUACUGGUGGAACUUUGGAUGGGGCUGCCACAUUGGGAGCAUCUUUAAGAGAAAAAGAGUAUAAACCAGAAGGUAUCUUUGCUAGCGUACAGGAAGUAAUUGACAACCCAUCUGGUGGAGCUAUUUUCGAUGCCAUAGCGACUCCAGUCUUUGAUGGUCUUGCCGGAUAUCAAGGUGGAAAGAUAGCGGGGGCUUUGGAGAAUGCGGUCGCAGCAAAAACGGCUCCAGUCGAUCCACAAGCUGCUGCUAAGGCAGCCGAAGUUCGUGUUUACGCAGAUCGAGCCAUGGCAAUAGCAGAAGAAAUGCGAGAAACGCCGGGAACUACCGACGGUCAAUUGAUGAAACAAUAUGAUGUUGCAAUGGCCCUGGAUAAAAAAGCCACAAUGAUCGAAACUGGAGGCCGUGGACCACCUCCAGCGUUUGAUCCAAAAGUGACAAAAGGACCGAAUGUAUACCCACCAGGAGUACGAGAAGAUGAUAGGGAAGAGAAAAAGUUCAAAAGCAAUUCUCAACAAUCGACGUCAACUACAACUCACACUACUUCUGGAACAACAACUCAAACGAAUACAACUCAGUCAGCAUCUGUUUCUCAGCUUCCAACUGCAAAUGCCAGCAUCUCCUUUUAUCAGGAGCUCUACAAAGUUAUCACUGCCUAUAAGUUGUUCGAUAAAUCUGAAAAUUACGAUUUAUCUGUAAUUGAAGCGAAAGUUCAAAGAAUAUUGAAAGGACAAGGAGUUCAAGUGGUUCAAACACAAAAGAUCUUCACCAAAGUGAUGCUCAAUGAAAGCGAGAACCAAAAUUUCAAAACAGAACAAGUGGUUUCAGUACUGUAUGGAACAGAUGUUGCAGAACAGUUUGAUGAGAAGAAUCCUUUGAAAGGAUUUCAGGUGUUGCUGCGUCAUCAAUCAGAAACCAUGGGAGCUCUACAUAUUCUUCUGUCUCACCCUCAAGACAUGCUUGAUCUUCUUCCACUUCUUGAUGUGACACUUUUUCCACUACACAUUCGUCAAUUUCUGGAGAACGAUUUGAAGAAUUUGGCUAAAGGGACACAAAGAAGAAGAUUAACAGAACAACAAAAGAUUGCCAUGGUUCAGGAAGCUAAAGAGCAUUAUGCCAAACACCCGGAAGAUCGAAUUAGAAUGAUUCCAAAUGAGCUGCUUUUGGUAGGUUAUCUUCGAACCCAUAUGAACCCUGUCAACUUCUCUGUUCAUCAGUUCUUCCAAGUUUCACCGACUAAGCAACAGUUUCGAGUUGUGUUCAACGUACCAACAACCUCUGGACAAAUCCGUCAGCUUUCAAUUUGUUUGAGUUGUACACAGGACGGAUCCGGAAAAGCAAUCAUCUACAAGUCUCCUAUGAAGGACGGGAGCACACCAACUGGGAGGAAAAGAAAAAGUGGGAAGAACCAUCUGGGAGGAAAAAUGGGCGGAGCCUCAUUUACAAACCUGGCACGGUUUUGCCGCAUGGUUUUUUUCUUGACCAGUGCAAUGGAACCCACGAACACGGCUCCCGAUAAUUUAGUGCCAUUAAAUAAGCCGAGCGAAGCAGCCGAUGAUAAACAAUCGCGAACUGAUGAGUUAUCCAUGACACAUACUCAUAAUCUGCGAAACCGUAAAUCGCUUCGAGCCGCAACUACUCGUUGCAAUAGAUGGCUAGACACUGAGCCUCGUGCCUCCGGAAUCCGUGCAGGCCCAGCAAGCAUAUCACCCGGAAAGACACUGGAUAUGGACUCCUGGUGUGAACAACAGACAAGAAAACUUGAGGAUAAAAAACAAAAUGCACUUUCCAGAAUAUCUGACGAGGCAAGUAGAGAGGAUUUCGGAGAGAGUGAUAGUCAAGGAACGGAAAAUUCUAACGAGGAAGACUCUGCCUCUCAAGACCCAUCCGAUUACAGUGAGCACUAUUCAUUUGAAGACGACAAAAAGUACUUCGAAGCAAAUCGACAUCCAUCGAUUACAGACAUGAUUAGAAUUUCUGGCUCAGCAACUGUUUCCUACCAACAAGUUUUCUAUAGAUUCAGCGAACUUCGAUUAUUUUAUAGCGAGAAGUGCUCAGCGAACGACACUUGCCGUAGAGUUGCACAUUAUUUCCAAUCCAAUAUUAGAUAUAAAGGACGUCUUACGAUGGAUUCAUUGGAAGCAAUGCGCCAAGAGUUCAAUAAGUUCUGUCAUCAUGGACCGGUUCUAAACAUUGGGAGUGUUCAUCUCUUAGUGGAUAAGCUUGAAAUUUCACCAGGAAUGGUUCAAAAGUGUUACAAGAAAUGGCUUGAGGAGUCGCAGCAUUCCGGAAGUGAAUUUGACAGCAUCGUCUUCGAAGAGCAACAAUUGUUCCAGCAGCAAAUGGAUAAACAUUGUAACCCACGAAGCUCAGCAGCGAUAGAACAUGAUAAUUCAAAGCAGGUACGCAUUGGAUUGAAACGAGAUUCACUUCUACGAAUCAUCCGUAAACGGCCACAGCUAAGUGUCUCCGAGGCGAUUGUUCUGAAAGGCAUUUAUAAAGUGGAUUUGAAAACUAUUCAAAAGUUAGUCAAGCAGUAUCAAGAACCAAUUCAAACACCUCACGAAGAAGAUAUGAAUUCUGAGGGCUUUGAUGAAGAAGUGCCCAAUGCAAUCAAAUUGUUCUCCAAAAAAACAAGAAAACGGUCUGUACCCACCAUUCCAUACGUGCUUCGAAAAACUGUACACCCGGUUUUCGAUUUUUCAGCAGAGCAGUUAGAUCGCAUCGAAACUAAACCAGAAGAAGAAGGAGGAGUACCUGAUAUCUCUCCUGCAGCAAGCAGCUCAUCAACUGGGCAAUCAAGUUUUUUUCGAGCGUACCGAGCAGGUGGCAAAGACAAUUUGAUUUACGGUCCUGGUUGCUCUACGAAUAUAUUUCCCGGAGAUUAUCAGUAUUUCAUGAAGAACCAACAUCCAACUAUCCAAGAAAUGAUCGACAUCUCAAAGUCUACUGGAACAAAAUACAAACAAGUAUUUUACCGGUUUCUCGAUUUUCGAUGUGCUUUCAAUGUGAAAUGUCCGCCAGGUGAUAACUGUGACAAAGUAUUGAAGUUCUUCGCCCAUCGAGCUGCAUACGAUGGUAUUCUGAAUGGAGAUACAGUGAAUAGAAUGUACGACAUCUUCGAAAUGCUAGGACCGGCUGGGAAGAAUCCAGAUACUGGUUACAUGCAUUUGGUUGCAUCUGAAAUUGAUUUACCGCCCUUCAUCAUUCGGGAUCAAUACAAAGAAUGGCUUUCGGAAAAAAAAUCUGGAAUUGAAUCGGAUCGCAUAGAAGAAAUUCACCAGAAACUCGAAUUAGAAUUCAACGAAAAUCCAGAACUCACAUAUGAACGUCUACAACAUCUCUCGAAUAAAUACGAAACGACGCAGAAAGUUGUUGUCAACUUUUUCAACGCGCAAGAUGAGGACACGAAGGAAAGUUUGCUGCAAGCUCUUACUCAGCUAGAUAGCCAGGAGGACAACGCAGGCGACUCUCGUGAAUCUGUUCUGGCCGAUCCUGCCGAAUUUCUAGAUCAUCUCAACUCAAUGCUAUGCUCCAACUCUGAACCAACGCCAGAAAAUGCUAUCGUUCCGAAAGAAGAGAUUUCAAACGUGCUAGACGAUCAGCUUUAUUCUACUGAAGAAUGCGAAAAGACAGAUGGAGGCGCAAUAAAGAAUUGUUUUUAUGAAACUCCUAAUGGAUCACUUCACAAUCUAAUGGACCCAUCUCACCUACCGCCACGUGCUGAAAAUGUGGAAAGAGCUAGAAAAAUCAAGUUCAAAAUGAAAAGAUCAUCAAACAGCUCUUCUUCUGAUUCAAAACGAAUCAAACUGGCUCCUACAAAAUCGAAGGCUAGCAACAAAAACGGAGAUACUGAAGAUGAGGAUAUUGAUGUUGUUGGAAUAGAGGAGAAUUCCACUCCUAAUAGCGUCGCUGAAAGCGCAUGGUCUGACGAUUAUCAGAAUGUUUAUCAUUUUCAAGGAGAUAUCGAUAUAUUCGAAGCCAAUCGUCAUCCUUCUAUCCAAGAUAUGGUAAACGUUUCACACGACGUUGGAGUUUCAUAUGAACAAGUUUACUUUCGAUUCAAACAUCUUCGUACGCUGAAAAACGAAGUGUGUGAAGAUGGAGACGACUGUCAAAAAGUGGAAUCAUUCAGUCAAAUGAAUCCAGUGUUCAGUGGAACUCUCGACGCAAAAACACUUGCUUAUUUGCACAUGGAGUUUGAUAAACUGAUCGAUUUCGGUUACUAUUUGCCACUCGGAUACAUUCACUUGAUUUUAGAAAAAGUGAACCUGCCGUCUCGUGUUAUUAGAGCACAAUACAAAGAAUGGUAUAGCAAGAAAAGAGGUUAUGAGAGAUUGCUGUCUCUUCAAUCUAGUUCGACGACUCCAGUGGAGAACAACUACUAUUUCAUGGAUGUAGAAAGCGGAACCACGUCCACUGCAAAUCUUGACUCUACUGAUGGUGUCUGA
This is a messenger RNA of Caenorhabditis briggsae, 4839 nucleotides long. Bases 1 to 4839 code for a protein of 1612 amino acids. The transcript has 23 exons. Lineage: Eukaryota; Metazoa; Nematoda; Chromadorea; Rhabditida; Rhabditidae. The record is from RefSeq and is a predicted model, not a curated record. Gene Ontology annotation, molecular function: DNA binding.